Megalobrama amblycephala (Wuchang bream) is the source of this 3159-nucleotide messenger RNA. RefSeq names its product flavin-containing monooxygenase 5-like. Lineage: Eukaryota; Metazoa; Chordata; Actinopteri; Cypriniformes; Xenocyprididae. The record is from RefSeq and is a predicted model, not a curated record. The transcript has 9 exons. The coding region runs from base 226 to 1908 and encodes 560 amino acids. Gene Ontology annotation, molecular function: N,N-dimethylaniline monooxygenase activity; NADP binding; flavin adenine dinucleotide binding.
AACCUGUGCGCUACUAACUUCCCAGUUGGCCUACAAAAACACGUCAUCUGAGGUACUCUAUGGACCACAGAUUUAUUGACCAGAGUGACGGCCAUGAAUCUCCGCCUCUUUAACGUAUAUGCAGGGGUCGAGGGGUGUGGUGAAGUGUUUGUGUGGAGAGACCAGCAUCUAUAAACUUCACUCUCUGCUUCACACUAGGUACUAGUCUGACAGUUGUGUAUCAUCAUGGCUAAACGUGUUGCUGUGAUUGGUGGAGGAGCCUCUGGGCUGACCUGCAUCAAAUGCUGCCUGGAUGAAGGCCUGGAGCCAGUGUGUUUUGAGACCAGUGAUGACAUUGGAGGUCUUUGGAGGUUUAAGGAAAAUCCUGAUCCUGAUCGUGCUAGCAUUUAUCACUCUUUGAUUAUCAACACUUCAAAGGAGAUGAUGUGCUACAGUGAUUUCCCCAUCCCUGCUCACUUCCCAAACUACAUGCACAACUCCCUGAUCAUGGACUACUUCCGAAUGUACGCUGAGCACUUCCAGCUCAAACGGCACAUCCGUUUCCAGACAAAAGUCCUUCAUGUUACACCAAGGCCAGACUUCCCUCACUCUGGACAGUGGGAUGUAGAGAUAGAGUCCAAGGAUGGUCAGAGAGAGAAGCAGGUGUUUGAUGCUGUGAUGGUCUGCACCGGUCACCACUGUCACCCUCACCUCCCUCUAAAGGACUUUCCAGGAAUAGACACAUUCAAGGGGAAAUACUUCCACAGCCGUGACUACAAAACCCCUGAAGAAUGGCGAGGGAAGAGGGUAGUUGUGAUUGGCAUUGGGAACUCUGGAGGAGAUAUUGCUGUAGAGCUGAGCAGAAUGGCCAAACAGGUUUAUCUGAGCACCCGAAAGGGAUCUUGGAUACUAAAUCGUGUUGGAGACAAUGGUCUUCCAUCAGAUAUGGUGUAUAAAAACAGAAUGCGUGGUUGGAUUAUUCAAAUGUUGCCUGUUGGAUUUAUCAAUGGUGUGAGAGAGAAACAACUUAAUAAACGGUUUGACCACAAGCUCUAUGGGCUCCAGCCUGCGCACAGAGUUUUCAGCCAACAUCCCAUGGACAAUGAUGAUUUACCAAACCGGAUCCUCUCCGGUACCAUCUCGGUCAAGCCGAAUGUACAAGAGUUUCAUGGAUCAAGUGUGGUUUUUGAGGAUGGCACAGUUGAGGAUGAUAUUGAUCUGGUGGUUUUUGCCACAGGCUACACUUUCUCAUUCCCCUUCCUGUCUUCACAUGUAAUUCCUGUCUCAAAGAACAAGGUAUCCCUGUACAAAUACAUGUAUCCCCCAGCACUAGAGCACCCAACUUUAGCCGUGAUUGGUCUGGUCCAGCCUCUGGGAGCCAUUAUGCCCAUCUCUGAGAUGCAAGCGCGCUGGGCGACACGUGUUUUUAAAGGACUGUGUAAACUGCCUCCAAUGAGUGCAAUGUUGAAGGACAUUAAAGCAAAAGAGGAAGCAAUGGCUCAAAGGUAUGUGGCCGCCCAGAGACACACCAUCCAGGUGGACUACAUCCCCUACAUGGAUGAGUUGGCUAAACAAGUGGGUGUCCGUCCUUCUAUCCUGAAGCUGCUCCUGACAGACCCUAGACUGGCUCUGAACAUCAUCUUUGGGCCCUGCACCCCGUACCAGUUUCGCUUACACGGACCGGGCCAAUGGGAAGGUGCGCGUCAGGCCAUCCUGACUCAGUGGGAUCGAGUCACCGAGCCUCUGAAAACACGCUGUGCACCGGAGCCGCAGUGCUCCUCUUAUUCACUCAUAUUCUCAGUGUCAGUUGCAGCGCUGCUGUCUGCUCUGUAUUACAGCAGGGCCAGUCUGCACACGCUCAUAGCAGACCCUUCAUCACUCCUGGACAAGAUCAGGGCUCUUCUACCAUUGCCAGUGAACACACAGUGAUCAUGAAAUAUAUAUCAGAAAAUUAACAUACUUUAUUUGAGAUCUAAUAUCAUAAGAAGUGUGCUUCAAUUAGGGCAAAUUGUAGUCAACAUCAUGAAAAUGUUAUAAUUGACACAUUACUUAUAUAAAAUACUUGAUACUGAAUCACAAAGUGCCUUAAGAUUUGAAACAGUUUGUGUAUAAUGAACAUUUAAGUUCAUUGUAAAAUAACUGAUUUUAUGUGCAGUUGUGUAUGUAAUUAUGUUGCACUAUCAAACUGGGUUAAAAUUUCAAGUAUUAAUGGUGCAUCACUCUCACUAGACUAGACCGCUUGAUAGAGAAAGUAAAGGAACUUUCUGAAAAAUGUCCAAGUGGCAGUAAAUAAAUAAUAAAUAGAAGAGGCCCCAAGACUGAACCUUGGGGAACACCAGCGGUAACAUGCGAUAGCUCAGAUCUAACAUUUUUGAGUUGAACUGUGUGCGUACUUCUGAAGACAUGAUUAUGACCUUGUUGCAUUCAAGUACUUUGUAGAGAAGGAACAGGAAUCAUGGAAUUGGAUUUUUAUCAGGAAUUUCUAUUUAUUGGGAAAAUCGUAUUUAAGCCAAAAUGAUAUUUUGCGCUUCAUUCAUUGACAGCCAUAGAAACAUUCACUGUGCUAUUUAGCUAGUCAGCUUGCUGAUGUUUUUCAUUCAAAUACAUGCUAUUUUCAAUGUGUAUAAAACAUACAAUACUCUUCAAAUGAUUAUUCAUAUGUGUAAAUAUGCACUACUUUAAUGACAAGACAAUGUGAUGUAGCUGUUUUGGAAAAUAAUAAUAAUGAAUACCAGUCACAGCAGCAAUCGUUCUCCCCUCUGCCAUGUUUAAAGUUUGUGGCCCGCCCAACUCGGGAACUUCAGUAUCAAAAUUAGCUCAGAGUUUCCCAGUGGUAAAUAUGACUUGAGAGGGUGUUCAUGUCCAAUUUUUAGCUAGAAAACGCAGAUAUAUUUACAAUAAUUCCGAUAGCAUGUGAAGGCAGCAUUACAAACUUAACAAGAUAAGACAGACCUGGGGGAGACAAUCAAGUGGAACACAACAUGAAGAACUACAAAGAUGGCAGACAGAACAGGAAACAUGAAGUAUAACAAAUGUCAGGGACAAACACAGAACAUAAUUACCAGAGAAAAAAAAUCACAUUCAUCCUCAUAGUAGAAGAGAUAUACCUCUUUUUGGCUUUAAUGGUUUAUGUUAUUAAAUGUAAUAAUUCUGGAGAUGUCUAAAAAGCCAAUCACAGGG